[Torrubiella] hemipterigena is the source of this 1095-nucleotide messenger RNA. The record is from the annotation of a GenBank genome assembly. Lineage: Eukaryota; Fungi; Ascomycota; Sordariomycetes; Hypocreales; Clavicipitaceae.
AUGGCCGAGUUUGUGCGUGCGCAAAUCUUUGGCACCACCUUUGAGAUCACCUCGAGGUAUUCUGACCUUCAGCCCGUUGGCAUGGGUGCCUUUGGCCUCGUUUGUUCCGCCAGAGACCAGCUCACAAACCAAAAUGUCGCCAUCAAGAAGAUCAUGAAGCCCUUUAGCACACCAGUCCUCGCUAAGCGAACCUACCGCGAGCUUAAGCUUCUCAAGCACCUCCGUCACGAAAACAUCAUCUCCCUCAGUGAUAUUUUCAUCUCGCCUCUGGAGGACAUCUACUUUGUCACAGAACUGCUUGGUACCGAUCUCCACCGCCUCCUUACGUCUCGGCCGCUCGAGAAACAGUUUAUCCAGUACUUUCUGUACCAGAUUAUGCGCGGUCUGAAAUACGUCCACUCCGCAGGCGUUGUCCAUCGUGAUCUUAAGCCUAGCAACAUUCUCGUCAAUGAAAACUGCGAUUUGAAAAUCUGCGACUUUGGUCUCGCCCGUAUUCAGGACCCUCAAAUGACUGGAUACGUCUCCACCCGAUAUUACAGAGCACCCGAAAUCAUGCUCACCUGGCAAAAGUAUGACGUAGAGGUCGACAUCUGGAGCGCUGGUUGUAUCUUUGCAGAGAUGCUUGAGGGCAAGCCGUUGUUCCCUGGAAAGGAUCACGUCAACCAGUUUUCCAUCAUCACAGAAUUGCUUGGAACCCCUCCCGAUGAUGUUAUCAACACCAUUGCUAGCGAAAACACCCUUCGAUUCGUCAAGUCACUUCCCGUUCGCGAACGACAGCCUCUUCGAAGCAAAUUCCCUAAUGCAGAUGAUGCCGCUGUGGAUAUUCUUGAGAAGAUGCUUGUUUUCGAUCCCAAGACGCGCCUUACCGCUGCUGAGGCUCUAGCCCACGAGUACCUCGGUCCCUAUCACGAUCCUACCGACGAACCCGUAGCGGAAGAGAAGUUUGACUGGAGCUUUAACGAUGCAGACCUGCCAGUUGAUACAUGGAAGAUUAUGAUGUACUCUGAAAUUUUAGACUAUCACAACGUCGAGGCCGGCGCCGGCGGCGCAGAGGUAGGCGUGCCGGUACCAGCCGCCGAUGCCCCUGCGCAAUGA